AUGGAUUCCGUCCAAAACCAUUUAGAGAGAAUUUCGUUGCUAGAGGAACCACUGUGGAUAUCUAAUUCUCUGAGUGCAAGCACCAAAUUCCUCGAUAUGAGCGAAUACCGACGCCAGUUUUGCAGUGAGUCGGCGAGGUGGUUCCCGAUGCCUCCGAUGGAGGCUGGCGUUAGCACUGUAGCGUCCAAAACCUCGCGUGAAGUUAUGACCACUCCUUUACCUUUGAUAAGAAUGUUCAUGAACACGGAAUACUGGAAAGAUCUUUUCCCUUCCAUCGUAGUUAAUGCUUCAGUGGUGGUCUCUGGUGGGAGACAGCUUUCUCCAAAGAUCAAUCAAGACACAAAAUUAGCAGAUAUAGAGAUACAAGCUCAGUUGCAAAUUCUCACUCCUUUGGUUGGAUUGAGAGAAACAAUAUUCAAGAGGACUUGUUAUCGCCUGAAAGACCGACGAGGAUGGCUAUUGGUGGAUCUUCCCAUUUAUGAGAUGCACAUCAAUGAUUCAAGCCGCUGCCAGCUUCCUUUCGUUCGGAGCUUACUUGUGUGUCCUUCAUCAAGAACUCUUGGGUUCUCAAAGGUGAUAUGGGUCGAAAUGUUUCAAUAUCAGUCUAAUGAAGUCCACCCUUUGUACUGUCAAACUCUUUGGUCCCAACGUUGGUUAUGUACACUCUCCAGAGAAUGUCUGCGUCUACACAGUUAUGAUCAGUAUUUCUCACCUCUGGGCCUCUCUGUUCCUGACGAAGGAGUGGCAACUCUAAAGCGCCUCGUCAUCCUUGCAAAGGAGAUGACAACACGCUUCUACUCCGGCAUUGCGUGUGCAACUCCACGCUUCGUACCAAUUGAUGAUGAUGCUCAUGAAUGCAUGUCCUUUGCCAUGGAUACUAACUACUGGGUUGCCGCCAAGUCCACCAAGUUCGGCAUGAUGCAACAUCAGAAGCUACUGGAAUUGGUCCUGUCAACAGAUCGUUUGGUUGGUGAGAAGCUUUUGCAGAUCCCCUCUUACUAUGAGAAGAAUUGCAUCUCUCUCCACCGCCACACGGAGCAUGGAGAUAAACGAAUGGUGCGUGAUACCAGUUUCGACGAAUCCGGAGGUGUUGUGGUGACCGCUCAAAUGGAUUCAGAAUCGCUCAACAAUGAAGACGAUGUUUCCUCCGUUAUCACCUCUGCUUUUGGACUCAGCAUCCACCCGGAUUACGAUGGCUCCAUCCUCACGCUUAGUUAUGUGCAACCUCCCUCUUCCUCCUCCGAGGGCCAUUGGAAGAAGGAAAUUUCCAACAAGAUUUGCAACAUCAUUCAAGAUAUUGCUCUGACCUUUGAGUCUUAUUCGCUGACUCUCCCUCUUACCUCGUUUACUUAG
Camelina sativa (false flax) is the source of this 1353-nucleotide messenger RNA. The record is from RefSeq and is a predicted model, not a curated record. Lineage: Eukaryota; Viridiplantae; Streptophyta; Magnoliopsida; Brassicales; Brassicaceae.